AUGUAUCCCGGCGCCAGCAUGAACGCGGCGGCGGCGGCGGCCGUGGCGGCCGCGGCUCGACACCCGGGCCCGCCGCAACCCAGCCAGCCAUUCAAGUUCACGGUCCCCGAGUCCUGCGACAGGAUCAAGGAGGAGUUCAACUUCCUGCAGGCGCAGUACCAUUCGCUGAAGCUAGACUGCGAGAAACUGGCUAACGACAAGAUCGAGAUUCAGCGACACUACGUGAUGUAUUAUGAAAUGUCAUAUGGCCUAAACGUGGAGAUGCAUAAGCAGACGGAGAUAUGCAAGAGAUUGAGCAACCUUGUCACGCAAAUUUUGCCCUUUCUUUCGCAAGACCAUCAACAGCAGGUGGCUGGUGCUUUCGAAAGGGCGAAACAAGUCACGAUGACCGAAUUAAAUAGCAUAAUGGGCCAACAGAGGCCAGACAUACCGCGGUUCCUUCAGCAAAUGCACGCUCAGCAAAUACCACCGGGGGCGGCGAUAGCUCACCCGGGUCUACCUGGACUUCCCGGAUUGGGGCCAGCCGGCCUUCCGGUAUCAACUUCCGCGUCCGCGGCUUUGCUGUCUGGUCUCGGACUGACUGCCGGACCCCCCGCGGUCCCCGUGACCGCGGCCGCGCAUUCCCUGUCAAACCUGAUCGUCAAGCCUGAGAUCCACCGUGGUCAACCGGACGACCUGAAGAGCAACGGCGGUCUGAGUUCGGCGGAGGAUAGACACCGGGGCUCGAUAUCGCCGGCCGACAAGUACAACCGGGCGCGCACGCCGCAAGAGGCGACUCACACUCACCACUCUCAUCACUCGCAGAACCACCACGAUCACGCGUUGCACCCGAUGAAGAAGAUGAAGAAGGAGCACGAGGCAUGUAAGGACGCCGGACAUGUAAGUUAUCGGUGUUCCGCACAGAGUGACGGCGAGAAGAGCGACCAGGAUUUAGUUGUGGAUGACGCGAGUGACGGUCCGCCCAGUCCGGUGAUGAAUGGCGUGACGUCGCCCCGCGAAAACGGCCUCGACAAGGUUUCGUCGGUGGUGCCGUCGAUGGGGGCGGCCGGCGUGCAGACCGUGGGGAAGAAGGACAUGCCGCCGCACUCGCCCAGAAGCGGCACGAGCAGCAACGCGAGCACGCCGUCGGCCAAGAAGAUGGAGGAGCGCGAGAAGGCGACGACACCGAUCUCAAAGUCGUUCACUCCGACGUCGGGGUCAACGGUGGCGGCGAUCGGCGGCGGCAUAAAAUCGUCGAGCUCCGGCAAGCUGUCGCAGGGCCCGCCGAGCCUGCCGCCCGGCUCGGUGCCACCGCCCGCGGUCUCUUACCCGAGUUCCUUGCAUUAUCCGCCGGCCGGUCUGCCACCGCCGCAUAAUCUCGCGCCGGUAGCGCACGGCCAGCAUCCGCAUGUCGACGUGAUGGCCGCGUAUAACGGUUACGCGACGCCGCGGCCACCCGUCGCCUUGCAAACACUGUACGACCCGCACGCGGCACUGAGGACCUCCGUCGGUUCCGUCGGGACGCAAGGAGGAAAACCUGCGUACAGCUACCAUGUGUUGAGCGACGGGCAGAUGCAGCCAGUGCCGUUCCCGCAGGACGCUCUUAUGGGUCCAGGAAUACCGCGCGUCGCGCGUCAGAUUAGUACCCUCGAUCACGGCGAGGUAGUCUGCGCGGUGACAAUCUCGAAUCCGACCAAGUACGUUUAUACCGGUGGUAAAGGCUGUGUCAAAGUCUGGGACAUCGGCCAGGCUGGUAUGAACGAGGUAAAGCCUGUAUCGCAGCUCGACUGUCUGCAACGCGACAAUUACAUCAGGUCGGUCAAAUUACUUCCGGACGGUAGGACGCUAAUAGUCGGCGGCGAGGCCAGUCAGUUGAGCAUCUGGGAUUUGGCCAGCCCGACACCGAGGAUCAAGGCCGAGCUCACCUCCUCGGCGCCGGCGUGUUACGCCCUAGCCAUCUCACCGGACUCGAAGGUCUGCUUCAGCUGCUGCAGCGACGGCAACAUCGCCGUGUGGGAUUUGCAGAACCAGACCCUGGUCAGGCAAUUCCAAGGCCACACGGAUGGAGCGUCGUGCAUCGACAUCUCCGCUGACGGCUCGAAGCUCUGGACGGGCGGUCUCGACAACACCGUCCGUUCCUGGGACCUACGGGAAGGCAGACAGCUCCAGCAGCACGACUUUAACUCGCAAAUAUUCUCCCUUGGUUUUUGCCCCACCGGCGAGUGGCUGGCGGUCGGGAUGGAAAAUUCUAACGUCGAGGUUUUACACGCAACCAAGUCCGACAAGUAUCAGCUGCACCUGCACGAGUCGUGCGUACUGUCGCUGAGGUUCGCCUCGUGCGGCAAGUGGUUCGUCUCUACAGGGAAGGAUAAUCUGCUGAAUGCUUGGCGUACUCCUUACGGGGCAUCGAUAUUCCAGGCGAAGGAAUCCUCGUCGGUGCUCAGUUGCGAUAUAUCGACGGACGACAAGUACAUCGUUACCGGUUCCGGCGACAAGAAGGCCACCGUCUACGAGAUCGUAUACGUAUGAGACGUACGGAGCCGUGUGAGAGGCUAUCAACUGGCCAUUCCAUGGAAACAGAGCGCACGCCGAGAGUCCCUUCGGAACGCGGCGGAUGACGUUACGACGGAUUAUGUGAUACCGUUGUUGGUUCUCUUUGUUAUCGCUGUUGUUGCUCGUUCGUGUUUGACAAAAAAAAACAAAAACAAAGCGGGAUCGUCGGCGCGAGGCCGAGCCAAACGGACGAAUCAGAGACUUCGAUAUAUUUCCCGGAUUUUAAUGAUCGUCAGCGUUUGCACCAAAAUCUGGAAAAUGCUCGAGACUGCGAUAUAUAUAACGACGUAAAUUAAUAUCAACAGAAACGCGAUAUCGAAAAUUGCGAGAUUAUUUUAAAGAUUUGGAACAUUUGACAAAAAGAAGUAUUUUUCUUCUUAAUAUUUCCAAUAACAUUUGUAUAGAUGAUUUAUAUAGUUAGUUACUUUUUUUUCCAUUACAUUGCGAUAGAGUAGAAAAUUCUCGUAGGAUUUGCCGCCAAACAGUGUGCUAUGAAAUAAUAUCGACUUCGAGCUCGUAAAAUUUCGCAAGUUAACGUUCAGAACGAAAAAGUUGUGUUUACAGCCUCUACUGCCGAUUGUUUCGCAUUUUAUAUGCCGCUAGAUUGCGAUCCGUUUCGCUUGGCGCGCACGAUCGCUCUUUAUAAUUGUGAUUAUUCAUGUCUCUUAUCUGUACAUUUUGUAAAUAACAGGUUUUAAGUAUACCGUGAUAUUUUUCUACUACUCCGUAAGAGCGAAAUGGCAGAUGCGAGACGAUUGUAAAUAUCUCAAGAUUAAGAAAUUUACAAGAGGUCAGAUGAAAAUCAAAUAAAUGGCAUAUACGAUAA
Molecule: messenger RNA, 3358 nt
Organism: Wasmannia auropunctata (little fire ant)
Lineage: Eukaryota; Metazoa; Arthropoda; Insecta; Hymenoptera; Formicidae
Product: protein groucho-1-like
Exons: 12
Coding region: 1-2508 (835 amino acids)
Biological process (GO): negative regulation of canonical Wnt signaling pathway; regulation of DNA-templated transcription
Cellular component (GO): transcription regulator complex; nucleus
Molecular function (GO): protein binding; transcription corepressor activity
Source: RefSeq, a predicted model, not a curated record